This is a messenger RNA of Gracilinanus agilis (Agile Gracile Mouse Opossum), 1435 nucleotides long. It is a transcript of the gene MVB12A, whose product is annotated as multivesicular body subunit 12A. Gene Ontology annotation, biological process: receptor catabolic process; virus maturation; endosome to lysosome transport via multivesicular body sorting pathway. The transcript has 9 exons. Lineage: Eukaryota; Metazoa; Chordata; Mammalia; Didelphimorphia; Didelphidae. The coding region runs from base 168 to 998 and encodes 276 amino acids. The record is from RefSeq and is a predicted model, not a curated record. Gene Ontology annotation, cellular component: ESCRT I complex; cytosol.
GUUCCUGUAGAGACAGCCGCCCACAGGUCCAAAGUUUAGCGAGUUGUGGGUGGCUGCUGGGGUCUGAAUCCCGGACCUUGGUUGCCUCCGAAUCCCGUGCUUCUCGCUUCUGCAGUUCGGACACCCCUUUUCCCUACUUCCUUUCGCCUCGAUCCACAGCCCUGAGGAUGGAUCCCGGGCCCGCCCCUGACGGAGCCCCGAUAACUGGCCUGGCCUGGGCUUUAGCUUCGGCUGUCCCGCCCCGGGGCUACAGCGCGAUCACUAGCACAGUAGAGGGGACACCUGCCAACUUUGGAAAGGGGUUUGCACAAAAGUCUGGCUACUUCCUGUGCCUCAGUCCUGGGGAAAUUGGGACUGGCAGUGGCAACAGCAGUGAGACCCUCCCGGAAAAUGUGGUCACAGAUAUCCAGAUUCUAAAUGAGAAAACACCUCUUCCCAGUGGCUUCACCUAUAUCAGCGAGUUCCUCGACACUAAGGCUUCAGUAUCAAAAAAGAAACGGGUCUGCAUGAAGCUGGUCCCCAUUGGAGUGGCUGACACGGCUGUGUUUGAUGUCCGUCUGAGUGGCAAGAACAAAGUGGUGCCAGGAUACAUGCGUGUUGGGGAAAUAGGUGGCUUUGCAGUUUGGUGUAAGAAAGGUCAAGUGUCCAAGCCCAAGCCCCUUCCUAAGCCUCGGAGCAUCAGCUUGGAGAUGAAAGGCCUCUCCCUGGAUAGGUCCAGUGACAGCUCCGAGAAGCUAUCCCCAUUGAGCUCAAGACAAGGGACUAUCAGGCGGAGCGAUUCCAUCUACGAAGCGUCCAGUCUAUAUGGCAUCUCAGCCAUGGAUGGGGUCCCCUUCGUCCUGCACCCCAAGUUUGAAGGCAAAGACAAUGGUCCAACGGGCUUCUCUGCUUUAGCAGACCUGACCAUCAAGUCUCUGGCUGACAUCGAGGAAGAGUACAACUAUGGCUUUGUGGUGGAGAGAACAGCAGCGGCCCGCCUGCCUCCCAGUGUCUGUUAGCUCCUGGUGGUGGAGGAAUCAGCCUUCAAGAUUCUGAGACUUAACAGCUGGUGCAUUGCUGACCACAGUGCCUCUCUUCUUCCUUUUGCCUUCUCUGCCCUCUGGGCAACACUCCAUUCCACAGUCCCUUCUAACAUCUGGAAACCUGCAGCACUAUCAAAGCAUCCCUAGGACAGGCAGCUCAGGAUCCUGAGGUUUGCCACUGAUAGUGCCUGGUGAAGAUGUGAGGAUAGGAGGGAUCCUGAAGCCAUUUUGCCAAAUACCAGAGGUUAUACUCUGGCAUGGGCAUCUCAGAGAGUUCCCUGCCCCAGAGGGCCUUAAGCUAGUAUGGCUUUGGUGUGCAGAGAAUAAAAUGUGUGCCUUGGACUUUUUUUUCCUGGUGGGUGCCUGCUGGAUUGGUACAUUUUGCUCUUAGCAAUAAAGACUUCUUGAUCUAA